AGCCAUUUCCAAGUUGGUAUCCUUUGUUUCGUUGCUAAGUUGUACUGUAGAUUAACUCUUUGACCUGUGCGCGUGCUAUAGUUGAAUACCCUUGUUACACGAUCUAUCCCUUGCUGAGUGCGAUGAAAGUUCUGGUUUUGGUGGUAUGUUUGGUGGCAGUCAGCACGGUGUGCGGUGUAGAGUUUGAGGUGGAGGAGAUGGAGAAGAGGAACAUGAGGCAUCACAACAGAGUGGUGGUUGUUGAGAAACCUGAGGAGGAUGCUGCGGUACCUGUAGCUGAAGUAGAGGCUGGCACGGAGGAGGAUAAAGCGGUUAAUACUGGCGUUCCAUCUGAUGAACCACCGAGUUACGUGAACGGGAACGGUGGAGAUGACAGCGGAGAAGAUGACAGCGGAGAAGAUGACAGCGGAGACGCCGCCCCACAAAAAGCCGGAGCACAGACACCAAUGGGAUUCACUACCGCCAUACUGCUCGCCUCAUUUUUCGUACUGGUUUUUGUCUAAUCGCGAUCGUAGAAUUUGUGACGAUUCGUCAUCUCGACAGGAAUUCUGCGUCAAUCAUAACACUGUACUUUGAUAAAGGAACUCAAACUGAUGUAAAAUCGGAGUGGCUUCAGGUAGAGGAGGGGGAGACUAGGAUCGAAUAAACUUGUUUGGUAUUUUUGGUUGUUGUUGUUUUAGAGAUCGUUUAAAUUUUCAAUGUUACGUAAGCCAAGUUUUUCUAUUUAUUUUUCAAAACGUCCUUCCUUUCCAUAAGACCCCUUUGCAUAGAUUUAGCCCCAACUUUCGAAUUAUGAAAAAUGACAACUUAAAAAAUUGUAUGAUUCGUGCGUUUUUGGCUUCUUCUUACAGCAUCCUUUUAGAAGUUACACUGACGUCCUAAUUCCUAUAACAUCGAAACCACCUAAAAAGAAGGCGUCAAGAAUUUUCUCAAUCCUCCGAGUCCAACGAUCACAAUUUUAUUGAUUCACAUAAGGCUAAAAUACCCUUGUAUAAAACCAAGUGCUUUUGAUAUCCCCCGGUUCUUUAUUCGGCUUGCGUGAUUUAAACUUUAGUAGUGUAAUAGAUCUAUGAUAAUUUGGUUUUGAAUUCGAAAACGUUCUUUGAAUGCUCACUAACAAUUCAAAAUGGCAUACUUUUAAACGCAGCCAUUUCAUUACUAAUUUACAUGAUCCUUUCUGUUAAAAAAUAUCGUUUUAAUUUUCACUUAAAAUAAAAAUAGCACUGCAUUGUAGAGUAUUCCGUGUUAAUAUUGUACUUUUCUUUCUUUAACUAAAUUAAAUUAAA
Molecule: messenger RNA, 1286 nt
Organism: Bolinopsis microptera
Lineage: Eukaryota; Metazoa; Ctenophora; Tentaculata; Lobata; Bolinopsidae
Exons: 2
Coding region: 123-503 (126 amino acids)
Source: RefSeq, a predicted model, not a curated record